Messenger RNA from Lacerta agilis (Sand lizard), 2515 nucleotides. RefSeq names its product hypoxia inducible factor 3 subunit alpha (gene HIF3A). The record is from RefSeq and is a predicted model, not a curated record. Lineage: Eukaryota; Metazoa; Chordata; Lepidosauria; Squamata; Lacertidae. Gene Ontology annotation, biological process: regulation of transcription by RNA polymerase II; cellular response to hypoxia. Gene Ontology annotation, molecular function: RNA polymerase II transcription regulatory region sequence-specific DNA binding; protein dimerization activity; DNA-binding transcription factor activity, RNA polymerase II-specific.
GCUUGCUCUGCGCAACCCGGGAGUGAGUGGCGCUGUGCCAGGGGACAGGAAUGGAACAGCCUGUACCCUUAAUGGGACCUGGGAGGGACGGGUGGCAAGAAGAGGAGGACUGGGGAGAUCAAAGCCCGGCUUCAUUCAACUCAGGGAGCUGAACGGAGAGCCAGUCACCCGGCGAUGCGGCGGCGCCGGAAGAGGCUAAGGCGCAGGAGCUGGUACAGGUCUACCACAGAAAUCCGGAAGGAGAAAUCGAGGGACGCGGCACGAUGCCGCCGCAGCAAGGAGACGGAGGUUUUUCUACCAGCUGGCGCAUACCCUGCCCUUUGCCGGGGGGUCAGUGCCCACCUGGACAAGGCCUCCAUCAUGCGGCUGACCAUCAGCUACCUGCGGAUGCACAAGCUACUGAAUUCGGGAGAAUGGAGAGAUGAGGUGGAGGCAGAGGAACAGGUGGACGCGUAUUACCUGAAGGCCUUGGAUGGCUUCCUCAUGGUCCUGACCGAGGGGGACAUGAUCUACCUCUCCGAGAACGUCAACAAGCACCUGGGCCUCAGUCAGCUGGAGCUCAUUGGUCACAGGCGUCUUUGACUCAUUCAUCCCUGUGAUCAAGAAGAACUGCAAGAUGUAUUGAGCCCAAGGCAGGGUUUCUCAAAGAAGAAGGAGGUGAAAACGGAACGUAGCUUCUCCUUGCGCAUGAAGAGCACCCUCACGACCAGGGGGCGCACUGUCAACCUCAAGUCCGCCACAUGGAAAGUGCUCCAUUGCUCCGGCCACAUGCGGUCCUAUGCGCCCGCACAGCCAGCAGGGGGGAAGGAGGCAGAAGGCGGCUUCGUGGAGCCCCCUUUGCGGUGUUUGGUGCUGAUCUGUGAGGCCAUCCCCCACCCGGCUAACAUCGAGACCCCGCUGGACAGCGGCACCUUCCUCAGCCGCCACACCAUGGACAUGAAGUUUACCUAUUGCGACGAGAGGAUCGCAGAGGUGGCUGGUUACACGCCUGAAGACUUGCUGGGCUGCUCCAUUUACGAGUAUAUCCACGCCCUGGACUCCGAUUCUGUCAGCAAGAGCAUCAACACCCUGCUGAGCAAGGGGCAGGCGGUGACCGGGCAGUACCGUUUCCUGGCCAGGAACGGAGGCUACCUGUGGACCCAGACUCAAGCCACGGUCAUCUCCAGCAGCAAAAACUCCCAGCCCGAGAGCAUCGUCUGCGUACACUUCAUCUUGAGCCAGGUGGAAGAGAUGGGCCUGGUGCUCUCCUUGGAGCAGACCGAGCGGCAGGGGGAGCAUCGCCGGCUGCCCCCGCCUUCCCUCGAGGGGCUGGACUCCGACGGGGCCCUUGACGACCUGGAUGCCAACGGGGGAGACACCAUCAUCAACCUCAGCUUUGAGCUGCGCGGCCCGAAAGUCCUGGCCUUCCUGCGUCCCGCCAACAUCAGCGAAGAGGAGCUGCAGCUGGACCCCAAGCGCUUCUGCAGCCCCGACCUCCAGAAGCUGCUGGGCCCCAUCUUCGACCCUCCUGGGACCCAGAGCCAAGCGCCAGGGACUCUGCGGGCAAGGCCUCCGGCCGCACCACCCAAGCCUGCUCCGGUUGCCAAGAACGCUUCUGGAGGCAGGACCCCGGUGAACCCGGUCGAGCUGCCAGAAGAGCUGCUUUUUGACGUGGAGAACGUGCAGAAGCUCUUCGCUUCCAGCAAGGAGGCUCAGUCAAUGGAGACGGCCCUGCAGGACUACGAAGGCCUGGACCUGGAGAUGCUGGCCCCGUACAUCUCGAUGGACGACGACUUCCAGCUCAGCAGCACCGACCACCCGCCCUGGCUGGCCGAGAAACGGGGCGGGGUCCCGGCACCGGGGACCCGGCCAACCUCGCCACCCCCGCGGCCUCGCUCGAGAAGCUUCCACGGAGUCUCCCCACGCCCGCCCGAGCAGGCCACUCUCCCCCGCUGGGGCAGCGACACCAGCCUGAGCCAUCCCCGCCCUGUCCAGCCCCCAGGAAGCCCCCCAUGCGGGACAGAGCAAGUGGUGGAGAUGGUCGCAUCCGUCAAGAUCCAGGCCGUGCAGGAUGGGAGCGGUCAAAAUGGCCAGGCUGCCUCCGUGGGUGGGAGGAAGAGGGCCCGGGAGCUGAGCGUGGAGGAAGAGAGAGAUGUCUUCCUGGAGGCAGGGCUCCCUAAGCGCGCCCGUGGCCUGGAGCCCGAUGGCUUCCUGAUGCCCUCCCUUAGCCUGGGUUUCCUGCUGAGUGUGGAAGAAUGUUUGGAUGCCAGGUCCGAGCGCGGUUUUGGGGGCACCAUGUCCCUGGGCAGGAAGCUUCUGUCGCUGGAGGAGCCGAUGGGCCUCCUGGGGGACAUGCUGCCAUUUGUGGUGGACGGACCAGCCCUAUCUCAGCUGGCCCUGUUUGACGGCGAGGACGAGGCCUCCGUGCAGAGCGGGCAGCAUUUCCAGCUGGGGGAGGAGCUCCUGGUGGAACUGGACCAGGCCACCUGAGGUGGUGGCCCCCCCGCCGCCGCUCCCGCCGCCGCCGUAAACCCUU